AUGCGAAAAAUCGGGGUUUCGUCCACAGCUGCAUUGGGACAUCAUACACCAAAUAGAUAUACACAUCCAAGGAUUCACUGUCUCCAUAGCACCAGCAAAAACGACGAAAUUUCCUCAUCCGCUGCUCAAUCCACCGACAGUGUGACUUCCCCACUGAUAGAAAAAUGGGACCAGUCGGAUCGAUUUGAUCGUUGGAAAUUCCUCCAAGAAUUGUUGGAUGACUUGGAAGAGGAUGACGACACGGAAGAGCUUCUGUGUGCAGUUCUCAAAGAAUAUCCACUCGAUAAGAAGAAUGACGGUGUCCCCAUUGCCACCUCGGAACAAAAACAGAUUGUCCGGGACCUCGUUGCAACAGCCGCAGAAGAAGAGCAAGAUCCACCCAAAAUUCGGGUGUUGACAAAUGACGAGAUUUUGCGACAAGUAGAAGCAUUGAUUCCAGAUCCACAAGAAGAUGAAGAUGGUUUCAAAUCGGCUUGGGAUGCCGUAUUGGAAAUACACGGACAAGAAAUGGUCAAGGUCAAUGAAGAAGCAGCAACAGCACGAUGGAAGGCUCUUUGCAUUGUGGCGAGAGUCUUGAUCCACUAUGAGUUCCUAUCAGAAGGAAUACAAAAAGCACAAUAA
Messenger RNA from Seminavis robusta, 621 nucleotides. NCBI's taxonomy places the organism in Eukaryota, Bacillariophyta, Bacillariophyceae, Naviculales, Naviculaceae. The record is from the annotation of a GenBank genome assembly.